Molecule: messenger RNA, 2146 nt
Organism: Solea senegalensis (Senegalese sole)
Lineage: Eukaryota; Metazoa; Chordata; Actinopteri; Pleuronectiformes; Soleidae
Product: piggyBac transposable element-derived protein 4-like
Exons: 5
Coding region: 245-2146 (633 amino acids)
Source: RefSeq, a predicted model, not a curated record
ACAAAUAGAAGAAGGAGAAGAUGGUCCGAGACAGUUUACUGCUUUUCGUAAUCACUGGCUGCCAUUAACGUCUAUACACGUCAAUUUGAUUACGAAUGCUCACUGCAAUUGAAGUCUAUAGACGGGGUUGGCUGGGAGACGGUCUGGCGGAGCUUGUAAGCUAAGUGUAGUGACGAACUGACCUCCUGUAAGGGGCAGCAGUGCUCUAUUUGCAUGAGUGAUCAGUAUAGAUCAUGGGAAGAAGAUGCGAGUUGAGAGGGAGAAAAUGGCAAAACGCAAGUCGGACAAGCUCAGUAUGUGUCGCGGUAGUUCGGACAAAAAGAGUGCCGCGGUCGUGAGAAGUGACGACGGAGAUCAUGGAGAUUAUCAAAAGAGGCAGCUACGGAGACGUGCGUUCUCGGGGCCAAGCGGUGAGAGGCAGCAUUUCUCACGCUGCGUGUCACCAACGGCAAGCUCAACUGACGAAUCCGCGUCAGAUGAAUUCAGCGAACCGGACCCGGAUUCGUCGGAUGAGUGGUUGCCGUCUGGACCAGGCAGGAGCAGCAGAGCCUCGUCCACAGACGCUCCAGAAAGACGUAAAAGAGAUCGUGCAUCCAGCAGAGAUCCCACUCCUGUUGGCAGUGCAAAGAAAGGUCGUGCAUCUAGCAGAGAUCCCACUGCUGUUGGUAGUGCAAAGAAAGGGCGUGCAUCAAUCGGAGGUUGUGGGCAACAUUCUGGCUGGCAUCAAGUUGAAAACUGGCAACCAAAUCAGAUCCCCUUCACUGCAACCCCUGGACCCCGGGGAGCUGCCGCAGAGCUGGAUUCUGACCUGCCAGCUGACUUCCUGGAGCUGUUCCUGACGAAUGAGCUGCUCCAACAUAUUGUGGAUCAGACCAACUUGUAUGCCAGUCAGUAUAUUCGAGCACAACCUGACAGUUUGCCAUAUAGCAGAGUUAAUGCGUGGAAACCGGUGUCAGUCCCAGAGCUGAAAACUUUCUUUGGACUCAGUUUUCUCACUGGCUAUGUUAAAAAGCCAAGUCUUGAACUAUACUGGAGUGUGGAUGAGGUUGAUGCAACACCCUAUUUCAGUAGGACCAUGUCAAGGAACCGAUUCCAGAUGAUAUGGAAGUUCCUUCAUUACAAUAAUAAUAAUGAGUCACAGGAUGCGACUGACAAAAUGUAUAAAGUCCGCCCAGUGUUAAAUUACAUUGUGGAAAAGUGCAAGGAGCUGUAUCAACCAGCGCAAAACAUUUGUAUUGAUGAGGGUAUGAUGCAGUGGCGGGGGCGUCCAUCUUUCAGGGUGUACACACCACAAAAACCUGUGAAGUAUGGGAUCAAAUCAUACAUACUGUGUGACUCUGCCACAGGGUACUGCUUCAACAUGCAUCCUUAUGUCGGGACAGCUAGUACUCUGCCAGAUACAAUAUUUGCUCUCCUUGAUCGUCUCCAAGGCCAUGGUUAUACACUUUUUAUGGACAAUUUCUACAAUUCUGGAGCACUCUCUGAACGGUUACUGGGAGCACAAACCAAUUUAUGUGCAACAUUGAGGAAGAAUAUGGGGGGACCUAAGAUGGUGACAACCUGCCACCAAGAUAAGAUGCAGAAGGGACACAAAGAGCAGGUUCCUCACUUCAAGCCAGAGUGUGUCAUUCCAUACAACUGGUCCAUGAAUGGGGUGGAUAAGCUGGACCAAAACAUUGCCUACUACCCCUUCAUCCGAAGGUCACUGAACUGGUCCAAGAAAUUUGUCACCUAUCUGUUCCAACUAUGUAUGUUCAACGCACAUGUCCUCUACAGAGCCAAAAACCCAGAGGAGUGUAAAACCCUCUUGGAGUUCAUGCGCAGGGUUGUGAAGUCCUGGACUGCAAAGCAAUUUGUGGGGGAGCAAGUAGAGGAGGUGGAGGUGGAGGUGGGGAAGCAGGUAGAGGAGGUGGAGGUGGGGAAGCAGGUAAAGGAAGAGGAGGAGGUGGGGAAGCAGGUAAUGGAGGAGGAGGAGGAGGUGGGGAAGCAGGUAGACGAGGUGGAGGUGGGGAAGCAGGUAAAGGAGGAGGAGGUAGGGAAGCAGGUAAAGGAGGAGGAGGUAAAAGUGGAGGAGCUGGAGGUGGAAGUUGCAGGAAAGUGUUUUACUGCUUAUCAUACUAAGCUGAACUAUUCUGUGGAGCAUUGA